Loxodonta africana (African savanna elephant) is the source of this 4274-nucleotide messenger RNA. RefSeq names its product neurofilament heavy chain (gene NEFH). Gene Ontology annotation, biological process: intermediate filament bundle assembly; axon development. Lineage: Eukaryota; Metazoa; Chordata; Mammalia; Proboscidea; Elephantidae. Gene Ontology annotation, cellular component: neurofilament; axon. Gene Ontology annotation, molecular function: structural constituent of postsynaptic intermediate filament cytoskeleton. Bases 1 to 3270 code for a protein of 1089 amino acids. The record is from RefSeq and is a predicted model, not a curated record. The transcript is spliced from 4 exons.
AUGAGCUUCGGCAGCGCCGACGCGCUGCUGGGCGCCCCGUUCGGGCCGCUGCCGGGAAGCGGCGGCUUGUACUAUGCCCUGGGCCGCAAGGGCGGCGCGCGCUCAGCGGCCGGCUCCUCCAGCGGCUUCCACUCAUGGGCUAGGACAUCCGCAAGCUCUGUGUCGGCUUCUCCCAGCCGCUUCCGCGCCGCGGCCGCCGCCUCAAGCACCGACUCGCUGGACACCCUAAGCAACGGGCCGGAGGGCUGCGUGGUGGCGGCGCGCAGCGAGAAAGAGCAGCUGCAGGUGCUGAACGACCGCUUCGCGGGCUACAUCGACAAGGUGCGGCAGCUCGAAGCACACAACCGCAGUCUGGAGGGCGAGGCGGCGACGCUGCGGCAGCAGCAGGCCGGUCGCUCCGCCAUGGGCGAGCUGUACGAGCGCGAGGUCCGCGAGAUGCGCGGUGCCGUACUGCGCUUGGGCGCGGCGCGUGGCCAGCUGCGUCUGGAGCAGGAUCAUCUGCUUGAGGACAUCGCACACGUGCGCCAGCGCCUAGACGACGAGGCCCGGCAGCGCGAAGAGGCAGAAGCGGCGGCGCGUGCACUGGCGCGCUUCGCGCAGGAAGCCGAGGCGGCGCGCGUCGAGCUGCAGAAAAAGGCGCAGGCGCUGCAAGAGGAGUGCGGCUACCUGCGGCGCCACCACCAGGAAGAGGUGGGCGAGCUCCUCCGCCAGAUCCAAGGCUGCGGCGCCGUGCAGGCGCAGGCUCAGGCCGAGGCGCGCGACGCCCUCAAGUGCGACGUGACGUCGGCCCUUCGCGAGAUCCGCGCGCAACUCGAGGGCCAUGCGGUGCAGAGCGCGCUGCAGUCCGAGGAGUGGUUCCGAGUGAGGCUGGACAGACUGUCAGAGGCUGCCAAGGUGAACACAGAUGCCAUGCGCUCAGCACAGGAGGAGAUAACUGAGUACCGGCGUCAACUGCAGUCCAGGACCACAGAGCUGGAGGCGCUCAAAAGCACCAAGGACUCGCUGGAGAGGCAGCGUUCUGAGCUGGAGGACCGGCAUCAGGCUGACAUUGCAUCCUACCAAGAAGCUAUUCAGCAGCUGGAUACUGAGCUGAGGAACACCAAGUGGGAGAUGGCAGCCCAACUCCGAGAGUACCAGGACCUGCUCAAUGUCAAGAUGGCUCUGGAUAUCGAGAUUGCUGCUUACAGAAAACUCUUGGAGGGAGAAGAGUAUCGAAUUGGCUUUGGCCCAAGUCCUUUCUCCCUUCCUGAAGUAUUCCCUAAAGUUCCCUCUAUAUCCACCCACAUAAAGGUCAAAAGCGAAGAGAAGAUCAAGCUGGUAGAAAAGUCAGAGAAGGAAACUGUGAUUGUAGAGGAACAGAUGGAGGAGAUCCAGGUGACUGAAGAAGUGACCGAAGAAGAAGAAAAAGAGGCCAAAGAGGAGGAAGUCAAGAAGGAAGAAGAGGGAGAAGAGGAGGAAGCAGAAGGGGGAGAAGCAGCAAAAUCUCCAGCAAAAGAAUCUAUAUCCCCAGAGAAGGAGGUCAAGUCCCCUGCAAAGGAAGAAGCAAAAUCACCAGCUGAGGCCAAGUCCCCAGAGAAGGAAGAGGCCAAGUCACCAGCUGAGGUCAAGUCUCCAGAGAAGGCCAAGUCCCCUGUGAAGGAAGAGGCAGCAUCUCCAGCUGAAGUCAAAUCCCCAGAGAAGCCCAAGUCCCCUGUGAAAGAAGAAGCAAAAUCGCCAGCUGAAGUCAAGUCUCCUGAGAAGGCCAAGACACCUUUGAAGGAAGAAGCAAAGCCUGUAGCUGAGGAGAAGUCCCCAGAGAAACCCAAGUCCCCAGUGAAGGAAGAAGCAAAGUCCCCAGUGAAAGAAGAAGCAAAAUCUCCAGCUGAGGUCAAGUCCCCAGAGAAGGCCAGGACCCCAGUGAAGGAAGAAGCCAAAUCUCCAACAGAGGUCAAAUCCCCAGAGAAGGCCAAGACCCCAGUGAAGGAAGAGGCCAAGUCUCCAGCUGAGGUCAAGUCCCCAGAGAAGGCCAAGACCCCAGUGAAGGAAGAGGCCAAAUCUCCAACAGAGAUCAAAUCCCCAGAGAAGGCCAAGACCCCAGUGAAGGAAGAGGCCAAAUCUCCAACAGAGGUCAAAUCCCCAGAGAAGGCCAAGACCCCAGUGAAGGAAGAGGCCAAAUCUCCAACAGAGGUCAAAUCCCCAGAGAAGGCCAAGACCCCAGUGAAGGAAGAGGCCAAAUCUCCAACGGAAGUCAAAUCCCCAGAGAAGGCCAAGACCCCAGUGAAGGAAGAGGCCAAAUCUCCAGUGGAGGUCAAAUCCCCAGAGAAGGCCAAGACCCCAGUUAAGGAGGAAGCCAAGUCCCCAGUGGAGGUGAAGUCCCCAGAGAAGCCAAAGUCCCCAGUGAAGGAAGAAGCAAAGUCCCCUGAGAAGGCCAAGACUCUUGAUAUGAAAUCCCCAGAAGCCAAGACGCCAGUGAAGGAGGAAAUAAGGUCCCCUGCAGACAUCAAGUCCCCUGAAAAGGCCAAAACUCCUGUCAAGGAAGAGAUUAAAUCCCCAGAGAAGGCCAAAUCUCCCGUGAAGGACGAUGCCAAGGCUUCUGAGAAGGAGGCCCCAAAGAAGGAAGAGGUGAAGUCCCCCGUUAAAGAGGGGGAGAAACCCCAGGAGGGUAAAGUCAAAGAGCCCCCAAAGAAAGUGGAAGAAGAGAAAGCUCCAGCCACACCAAAAACUGAGGAGGAGAAGAAGGACAGCAAGAAAGAUGAGGUGCCCAAGAAGGAGGUUCCAAAGCCUGAGGUCGAGGAGAAGAAGGGACCUACUGUAGAGAAGCCAAAAGAAUCCAAAGUCGAAGCCAAGAAGGAAGAGACUGAAGAUAAGAAAACAGCAGCGACCCCAGAGAAGGAGACUCCUGCCAAGGUGGAGGUGAAGGAAGAGGCUAAACCCAAAGAGAAGACCGAGGUGGCCAAGAAGGAGCCAGAUGAUGCUAAGGCCAAAGAACCCAGCAAAGCGGCGGAGAAGGAACCAGAAAAGCCCAAAAAGGAAGAGGCACCAGCAGCACUGGAGAAAAAAGAUACCAAGGAGGAGAGGACCACAGAGGCCAAGAAGCCUGAGGAGAAACCCAAAACAGAGACCAAAGCUAAGGAGGAGGAAAAGCCUGUUGCAAAAGAGCCCACCAAGGAGGCCCCCAAGCCCAGCAAACCCCAGAUGGAAAAGGCUGAAAAAUCCUCCAGCACAGACCAAAAAGACAGCAGGCCUCCAGAGAAGGCUCCAGAGGACAAGGCCCCCAAGGGGGAGAAGUAAGUCAGGGAAAAAGGAACAUCUGGAGCAGCCAAAGAAACUCAGGAGGGGCAGGAGCUUGUGGGUCGGUAUAACGAAUUUUCGUUUUUUUCUCUUUUCUUUAUGUAAGAAGAAACUCUGCUUAGAUGAUGGAGCUCUCCUUCACCAAACAGGAAUUUCUGUUAGCAAUAUAUUCGCAAGAAAGGGGACUCCCAACCCCCUGGCCCUCACGCCCCAAACUCUCCCCAAGCGAUGGACAAUUAUGAUAGCUUAUGUAGCUGAAUGUGAUACCUGCUGAAUGCCACACGUAAACACUUGACUAUAAAAACUACCCCCUCCUUUCCAAAUAAGUGCAUUUAUUUCCUGUAUGUGCAACUGACAGAUGACCGCAAUAAUGAAUGAGCAGUUAGGAAUACAUUAUGCUUGAGAUGUCUUAACCUAUUCCUGAAUGCCUUCUGUUUUUCCAAAGGAGUGGUCAAGCCCUUGCCCAGAGCAUUUUAUCCUGAAAGAGCUCAAGAGGGUGGGGCUGGGCACUGGCCACUGAAUCAUGCCAGGGCGCACUUUUCCACUGAAGUCUACUUUCAAUUGCUUCUGUGCAAUAAAACCAAGUGCUUAUAAAAUGAAAAUGCUGCAGCUGUUAUUUAUUCUCUUCUCCUGGGAAGGCCGGGGAACGGGUUGGGGGAGGCCUAGGUGUCAUAUCCAAUACUGCACAGGACUGAGAGAACAUCAGAGUUCUCUGCCACCAGAUAAUUGUAGGCCUGAAACCAGUCUCCUCACCGCUCUGGUGCUGUUUUCUGGGUGCAAAUCACGGGCCUGGUAAUGUGCUAGGUGCUUUGAUUUUAUGAUCUUAUAGACUGCUGACCUGGUACAUAGUUUCCCAGUAGGUUCCACCAGCCUCAAAUCGCCUAGGAGACUCAUGAAGAAGCAAAUUGUGUCUUUCAUAACAUGGAGGAAUCUGGAAGGCAUUAUGCUGAGUGAAAUUAGUCAGUUGCAAAAGGACAAAUAUUGUGUAAGACCACUAUUUUAAG